Molecule: messenger RNA, 1839 nt
Organism: Acanthaster planci (crown-of-thorns starfish)
Lineage: Eukaryota; Metazoa; Echinodermata; Asteroidea; Valvatida; Acanthasteridae
Product: alkaline ceramidase 2-like
Biological process (GO): ceramide catabolic process; sphingosine biosynthetic process
Cellular component (GO): membrane
Molecular function (GO): N-acylsphingosine amidohydrolase activity
Source: RefSeq, a predicted model, not a curated record
GUUCGUGUACAUCAGCGAAAAGUGCAUGGUGCAGCAUGGGUUGACAUGUGGAGAAUUAAUUAAUUGCACUAUUAUUAGUAUUAGCAGACUACCCCCCCCCCCAAAAAAAAAAUUGGUCUAGCAGUGGGUAUGACCGCGGUUAUCGCUUACAGUGACACUUUGAUGCUGCAUAGGCCUACUACUAGUUCUAAUGUAUCAAAAUAUUCAACUGGCAACAGCCUGACAGUUAGCGCGGAGCUGGCUUCGUUGACUUCCAGUUUCCAAUUCAUCCUGGACUUUUCGCCCCCGGUUUUGAGGUACCAAGGUUACUGUACAGGUACAUGUAUACUUGAAACGAAAGUUCUAUGUUGGACGACUUCAGGUGCACUGCCAGGGAUUUGAGGAACUCACACCAUGCUCAAGGACCUGACCCCGGGAAGUUCUGAGAUUGAUUGGUGUGAAGAUAAUUACUCAGUGUUUCCAUUCAUUGCUGAAUUCUACAACACAAUCAGCAAUGCCCUCUUCUUUGUGUUCCCGCCCCUCAUGUGGGCACUAUCCAAGGAGUACGCGCAGCGUGUCAACCCUUCCAUCAACCUGAUAUGGCUGCUCCUGAUGGUUGUCGGAGCGUGCUCCGUCUACUUCCACAGCACCCUGAGCCUGGUGGGCCAACUGCUUGAUGAAGUUGCUAUUCUGUGGGUGGUCUUGUGCGGUGCAGGCCUGUGGUUUCCACGGCGAUACUAUCCGAGAGUCCUCAAUGGAAAUAGGAAGGUUUUCCGUAUCAUCAUAACCAUAUUGACACUGUGUGGAACAGUGAUCGCCUUUGUCAAGCCAUGGCUCAACUCCUUCCUGAUGAUGCUUUUUAUUGUUCCUGGCGUCAUUACAUUGUACCUGGAGCUCAAGAGGGUCCACUGUCCGCGAGUGACCCGACUCGGUCGCACCAACUUGUGUUUGUGGGUCUUGGCCACCACCUGUUGGGUUCUGGAUCGUUUGUUCUGUGACUUCUGGCUGUUGGUGUCCUUCCCCUAUCUCCACUGCUUCUGGCACAUCCUGGUUCUGGUUGCCUCCUACAGCUCAGUCAUGCUCUUUGCCUACUUUGAUGCCAUGAAUGAGUUUCCUGAGAUGGGUCCCGUCCUCCGCUACUGGCCCAAGGACCACUACACCAACUUUGGUAUCCCCUAUGUCACCCUGAAGUGUGUUUCGGCCAAACCAAAGGAAUGAAAGACGUACAUGUACAUUGUUGUACACACACAUGUACUUGUUCCGCUUACCCCCAAAUCAUUCCUAAUUUACUGUCCCGAUUUUUUUUAAUAUUCAGAGCGCAAACAGAACAUUCCAAUUUGCAUUAGAAAAAAAAAUACUAGAGAAGUUUCAGCAAAAGAGGGUGCUAUUUGCUAUGUCAGAAUGGCAGGUGUUAGCUUCGUAUAUGAUUUUACAUGUGUAAAAUGGCUUCUCCGGCACGGCUCUCCAUCUUGCUUUGAACCCAUAAAAUGGGAGUCCCGAUUUCUGACUUCUCCAUGUUGGCAGGUAUGGCUAUGUAGUUGUGGGGACAAACGUGUCAUUACGUCAAUUUUAUUCUGGACCAAAAAUGUUGUAGGGACAAAGAAAUGUCGCCACAACUCGGUCCUAAUUUGCCGAAUAGAAAUUGUCCCCUUAACAUGCACACGCAAAAUCUUGUGUGGGCAGAGUGCAAAAUAAGUCCAAAAUGCGGUCUAACACAAUCAAUCUUGUUCUGCCACGAUCAGCUUUUGAUCAGACAUUACACCAGCGUCACAUGGAAACACACUCUCACUGUUUAAAUUUUUGCUUUUGACUUUGCUUUUGAGACUCCUGCCUUGAAAUUUCCUUCAAACAAUUUGUCAG